This is a messenger RNA of Leptomonas pyrrhocoris, 2757 nucleotides long. RefSeq lists its product as hypothetical. The transcript has a single exon. Gene Ontology annotation, molecular function: nucleic acid binding. The record is from RefSeq and is a predicted model, not a curated record. Bases 10 to 2757 code for a protein of 915 amino acids. NCBI's taxonomy places the organism in Eukaryota, Euglenozoa, Kinetoplastea, Trypanosomatida, Trypanosomatidae.
GCUUCGCGCAUGGAAAUGAGUGCUGAGUCAACUGUUUCACAGCGAGCCAGCACAACCACGAGGUGGGCUGCGUCGCGCAGCCGCCUCGUCGUCGAUCCUAUAUGGAAAGUAAUCGAUGCUGGUGCUUACAAUCGUGCGUGGAGUACCCUUACCACAGAAGCCGAGCUCUAUGGAUUUGUCGGUUUCGACAUGGAGUGGACGACAAAGCUGGUAGGAGAGAGUGCGGAGCAUUGUGAGGAAGGCGGGGAGGAGGCAUCGUCAUCGCUUGCGAAACGGAAGCCGCGACGCUGGACCGGCCCUGUUGCGACGAUUCAGCUCAGCACGUUUUCCUGCACCGUGGUCGUGCGGUGGAACCACUUGCAUGCUUUGGUAUCCGGAAAUGCCAGUGAUAUUUUGCGCGAUCCGUACGCAUCCGUGUCGUCAACGUGGCCUUCGUAUCGCGUCGGGCAGAAGGCAAAUCCCGCAAGCCUUUUGCGUAAAAUAUACACGGAAGUGAAAGGACUGAUUGCGAACCCAGCCGUCUUCCUUGUCGGCGUCGGCAUUCACGGCGACGAGGUCAAACUGCAUCGUGACUAUCCGAAAGUCGUCGCACAGUCCGCGGUGGAGCUGACAGCGCUGGCAGACGCGUGCUUACCUGCCUUGGUGACCGAUAAGAGCCAACCUUCAUCCGAUUCUGAUGCGCGAAAGGUGCGCACCGACUCGCUACGAAGUCUCAAGAAGCUGUGCACCGCGCUAACCGGCAAAGAGCUUGGCAAGGACAUGUUUGUGGUGAUGAGUGAUUGGGGCGGCUGUCAUGGUGCCCUCACACCGUUGCAAAUUGAGUACAGCGCCGAAGAUGCGGAAGCGUCGUAUGACGUCUGCGGCGCCAUCUUGAAAGGCGGUGGUUUCUUACACGAUGCGUCAUCUGCUGGUGGUGCUGAAGAGGGGCAUGCAAACGCUGCCCCGUGGUGUGUUGCGAGGGGCCUGGAUUGCCGCGAAGUGUUGGCGUGUUGCACAACAACCGAGGGAAGGGAGAAUGGCGAUUGUGAGGUGAGGAGAAGGCACAACGGAGCGGCACAACACGGCUCGUCCAUCAGCGCAGCUGUGAAUGCGGAAGGUAAAGCCGAGGUUGACUGGUGCAAGGGGCGGUCAAGGCCGUACUACGACAACAUCAACGUCUACAGCCCCGGUAUGGAGCUUGUGUUCACCGUGGAUAAGGCGAAGGCGGACUGGUAUGUGAACAAAAAGGGUCUUGCCACGGUUAUUGAAUGGCGAACACCAAAUGCGCCUGAGUCGCCGUCGAGCAACCCGCUUCACUCUUCCGAUGCGACAAGCAAGCGUGAGAUGGUCGCGAUUCAGCUCAAGUUCGCACCCGACUUUGCCCGGUACAACGACGCGCACAUCCGCCGCAACCUAGAGUAUUUCAAGCAGCCCAAAGAGAACAUUUGCGUCGUCUGCGGCGAGGGCGGAUCGCUGGUGCGCUUCGCUGUUGUCCCCCUCAUGUACCGGCGGUUCUUUCCCAGCGUGUACAUGAGCCACAACAGCUACGACCUGCUGCUGCUGUGCCCGCGUUGCUUUGCAAAGGCGAAUGGGGUGUAUAAUCGGCUGCGCCUGCGCGUCGCAGAAGACUUCGGCGUUCCACUCGUACACCUCCGAGGUGAGCAGCGAGAGGCGUAUGUGAAACAGGUUCAGAAGGUGAGAGAAGAGAUGGCAGCUUUUUCGCACGCCUACGAGGUGCGGGACAGCGGUGAAGAUGCCGACCCAUUGGACACUCCCGGCAAGGACUGCGACCUCCACCCAAGGCUUAAGCUGCAGGGCAUGCUGGAUUAUCUUACGUUGACGGAGCAUCGGGAAGUGUUGGACACGGUGUUCAGCUACGCAAAAGCACUUCAUGCCCAUUAUCAGUCGCCGACUCAACGCAACAGUGGUGCGAAUACCGCACCGGGUGACGACAGCACUGCGGAAGUGACGCUGCCUUCUCCAUCUCCCCAAAACAAACGGCGAGCGAGGCGCCACGGUCACCACGUUGCCGACUCGCGCGCAGUCGAGGUGACGGCCAUCCCAGACGAGCGGCGCCGCAUGAUGGCCGAUUUCCUGUGCACCAACGCCCCAAUCUACCCGUUUUACGCGGAUCACGGGAGUGGCACGGCGGGGGCAGAGCAGGGGUUGGGGCAGACAGCGACCAGCAGUCGUGAUGGUGCUUUGGACGGCCACGCGGUGCAGAGCGCCGUGUUUUCCGAUGCGCGUGGCGGGCCGGCAUCGUCCGCCGGCGUCUUUUUCAUUCUCACCGGCUGCGUAGCCGAGGCACCGUCACUAAAGGAGGCGGAGGGUGAGACCGGUACGUGUCAACAAGAGGAUCCGAGCCGCCAUCAGUCGCGCGGCAAUACGAGCCGAGGCGUUCUCGCGCGGUACUGGCUGAAUGCGCAUCCUGAGCUAGUAUCUACGUUGCCCACCGUGACCCGCCUGGAGGAGCGUCAGCGUGAUCACAGCAGCAGGGUUGCGACGGAAAGGGCCGAGGACGACGCGGACGGCUCAAGCAGCCCCUCUGCCGACUCGCCCAUGGACAACGACUCAUCGGGUGUCCCUUACGUGGAUAGCCACGCGUUCCUGGUGGUCCAAAUGCUGCUGAAGAAGUAUGAGGGGGUCGAGCAUUGUCAGAAGACGGCCGAGCACGCGGUAGGGCAGUUUAUUUACCGGUGGCGCUCGUCUUUUGUUGAAGGAAUGAAGCCCCAGCAUCUGCCGCAUGGGUGGGUGCCGGAGGACGGCAUCUUGCGAUGA